This is a messenger RNA of Necator americanus (New World hookworm), 1926 nucleotides long. RefSeq lists its product as uncharacterized. The coding region runs from base 1 to 1926 and encodes 641 amino acids. The transcript has 16 exons. The record is from RefSeq and is a predicted model, not a curated record. NCBI's taxonomy places the organism in Eukaryota, Metazoa, Nematoda, Chromadorea, Rhabditida, Ancylostomatidae.
AUGAACUACACGGGUCAAUACGUCCAGCAGCCGUCCGGUGCGAUGCCGCCAAUGCCGACACAACAACAAGCGCAAAUGAUGCAGCAGCAACGCAUGGUGAUGGGUCAACCUGGACAAGCAGCGCCUGGUAUGCGCCAAAUGUAUCCACCACCUCCAGGAAUGAUGAAUUCUCAAGUUCCUGGGCAACCCAUGUACAGUCAUCCAUCGCAAAUGCAACAAGCUCAGAUGAUGCAACAACAACAGCAACAGUUCCAGUAUUAUAUGUCUCGGUUUCCACCCCAGUGGCAACAAGAUAUUCAUAUGGAACAAAGCCAAGAACGUAAAAAGCAUAUAUUUAGUCAAUAUGUGCGCAAGUUCAAUGCUAUGCAACAACAACAACAAUCGAAAAUGGUAUCGAAUGGGCAGGGUGCAAUGCUACAUCAACCGAUGAUGGGUCAAAGUGGAGUUGUGGUAGGUGCACCAGGUCAAAGACCAGGAGCUCCGGGUGUAUAUCCACAACAACAGCAACCUGGUGCUGUGAUGUCAAGCUCUGCCGGUCCAAUGCCCGGUGCAUCCGGCAUGCCAAACGCUACAUCUUCAGUCCCUAUGCCUCAGCAACAAAUGCGCAUGCAAGGCCAUAUGUCCGGCGGUCCAACCUCAGUGCCUCAACAAAUGAUGAGUGGAGCGGCGAUGGGACCACAAUCGUCAGGACAUAUGACUUCUGGAGCUAGCCCGCAGGUGCAUUCAACUUUUGCUGCUGGCCACCAAAUCGCUGUAGGAUCUCCUCAUAUGGCUAGUGUUGGUCCCGGACCUGGUGUUAUGUCAAAUUCGCCCAUAACCUGUAUUCAGCCGUCUACACCUCAAAAUCCUUCCUCUGUACAGCCUGGCAGUGUCGGACCAGGAAGCCAACAGCCAUCGUCUGUUCCUAGCCAGGAAGAAAAUACUAAGGAGUACAAUGAUCUUGUCGAAAGCUUGAAAGAACAAUAUUAUGAAAAGUUGAAACGAAUAGGAGAUCGCUGUGAUUUGGAUAACAGCCCAAAACCGACCGGAUUCGACCGACUAAUGGAAAUUCUCGAUCGGAAACGACGAGUCUCACAAUCUCUGCUGGAGAAAAUUGUUGGAAAUGUUCGCACGAUAGUGGAACGUUCCAGCCUCACCUACCCAGUCAUAGAAACAAUGCGACAAAUUGAAGCCGAAGGACAGUCGUCUAUUUUUGCCCCAAGCGGUGACGAUUUCCGAACAACAUCACAGCAAGCACCGCAAGCUGCUCUAGAUCCAUGGCGAUCAGUACGGCAUAUGAUGAUCAAAGUCCCUGAGCACUUAGCGAAUCUGGGCAAUUCCGAUGACGAAUCAGAAGAUAUGGGCGCUGUAAAAUCGUCCGUAGCUACAAGUUCAUCGUUGAAGCGUCCAGCUCCAUCGGAUUUCAAUGACUCAGGAAUUGAAGCAAAAGUGGAAAAGCUUGACGAAUCUGCAUCAAACGAACAAACGGCAGCAGACUCGUCUGAGGAUGAAAGUAUUCGGAUAAAGAUUGACUGUCUAUUCGACACCCGCCAACCUUGGCGAAUGUCAGUUGCUGCAUCCAGAGAGUUAAGUGAGCUGCCGUGGCGAGUCGACACAGACUGUCUCCCAGCUUCCAGCCACAGUCCAGAUGCAGUUAUCUGUUUUGAUUCGGACUUGUUACUAUGCCCGCCUCUACGUGUAUUAGUUCCUGCAUCCUAUCCGUUAGAUCCUGCAGUUAUACAAUUCGAUCGGUCAUUUCCACGCGGCGUUCAGAUUUCAUCUCAGCUUUCGACGAUGUUGGAGCGAAGUUUAUCAGUAGCGCCAUCGCGCUCACUCACUCAUAUCCAUGGCGCAUUCCGAUCUGCAUGCCAAGAAUUGAUGCGUUUGAAAGGUGUCCACAACGGACACUACAUCCCUAACAAGCAACACAAGCAAUUGGUCGCAUGA